AUGCCCGAGACAGCAGCGCAGGAGAAUCCCAUCCCGCCUAAAGAGUCCUCCUUCUCCAUCAAAAACCUGCUGAACUGUGAUCGAAAGCCGUCAAAGCCCAAGACUUUGCUGUCGGCGGUGAAAGGGGUGGUCGAGGGCACGACUUUCUCCUUACCUCACUGCAGGGAGCCCGGCUUCCCCAGGUUUGAACUCCCAGCGCAGAGAUUUGCUUUGCCGGCGCACUAUCUGGAGAGGUCCCCCGCCUGGUGGUACCCCUGCACACUCACAUCCGGGGUGCAUCUCCCGCGGACAGAAGCUGUCGAGAAAAGCAGCGGAUGUGCCCGAGACUCCUCUCCGGACAGAGACUCUCCCGAGCCGGCCCUCAAAAUCGAGCCGGACGGCAAAGAAAAGGAAGACGCCAAAAGCCUGGAAGAGAUCGUACUGGAGGAAUCGAGCGACGCGGAGGAACAAAAGAAGGAAGAUAAUAACAGUGAGGACUGGAAAAAGAGGGCGGAAAGUCCCGAGAGAAAGCCGUGUAGGAAGAAGAAAACUCGCACAGUUUUCUCAAGGAGUCAGGUUUUCCAGCUGGAGUCGACCUUCGACAUGAAGCGUUACCUGAGCAGCUCAGAGAGAGCGGGGCUCGCCGCCUCUCUCCACCUGACUGAGACCCAGGUGAAGAUCUGGUUCCAGAACCGCCGAAAUAAGUGGAAAAGGCAGCUGGCUGCCGAACUGGAAGCGGCCAACAUGAGCCACGCGGCCCAAAGGAUAGUUCGGGUGCCUAUCUUAUACCAUGAGAACUCGGCUUCGGAGUCUGGGAGCCCUGGUAACGCACCAGUCACCCAGCCUUUACUAACAUUCCCACAUCCAGCCUAUUACUCACAUCCUGUAGUCACAUCCGUACCCCUCCUGCGGCCAGUCUGAUUUUAUUUUAAUAUUUAACUUGUUAUUACUUUUUUGUAAGAUUAGACAUUGUAGUUUUGAAGCAACGAAUCACAAGAAGACCAGAUGUAAAUGUCUACAUUGUUCACUUCGUUUAACUUCAGCUGUACCCCUUUAAAGGCCAGUCUGGGUUUAUCAAUUACUCUCAUUUUGUUUGACCAAUUCCUUUUUGUAAGAUCAAGCCAUGUAGUUUUGAGAGGAUCUGCUGUAAAUGUCUUUUUGUAAGUACUUAAAAGGAGUGGUGAAAAUGUUGUUCCUUAUUAUGGUUUCACGUAUCUGUGCAAUAUUGUACUAUAGAAGUUAAAGCACUGUUUUGGAGUUUAGAGAAAAAUCAUUGCAAGUUGAAACCCAAUUUAUAUUGGUAUAAACUGGAAUAACGUGUGACGAGUAGCGAUUCUGGACGCUAUCAAGUUUCGAAUGUCAAGGCGCUUUAACUGAAGGACAAUCAGAAAAAAAAUAUUUAAGGUUCUUUUUAUUUAUU
Messenger RNA from Rhincodon typus (whale shark), 1399 nucleotides. RefSeq names its product H6 family homeobox 3a (gene hmx3a). Gene Ontology annotation, biological process: regulation of transcription by RNA polymerase II. Bases 1 to 900 code for a protein of 299 amino acids. Lineage: Eukaryota; Metazoa; Chordata; Chondrichthyes; Orectolobiformes; Rhincodontidae. Gene Ontology annotation, cellular component: nucleus. The record is from RefSeq and is a predicted model, not a curated record. Gene Ontology annotation, molecular function: DNA-binding transcription factor activity, RNA polymerase II-specific; RNA polymerase II transcription regulatory region sequence-specific DNA binding. The transcript has 2 exons.